Choloepus didactylus (southern two-toed sloth) is the source of this 1540-nucleotide messenger RNA. RefSeq names its product prostaglandin E synthase (gene PTGES). Lineage: Eukaryota; Metazoa; Chordata; Mammalia; Pilosa; Megalonychidae. The transcript is spliced from 4 exons. Bases 97 to 660 code for a protein of 187 amino acids. Gene Ontology annotation, biological process: prostaglandin biosynthetic process. Gene Ontology annotation, cellular component: membrane. Gene Ontology annotation, molecular function: prostaglandin-E synthase activity. The record is from RefSeq and is a predicted model, not a curated record.
CUGGAGAGAAAGGGAGGAGGAAGCAAGAACCUCCAAGCGCCUCGGAUUUCCAUGGGGCUGAGGCCUCUGGCAUGACCUCGCUGAAGUCACCGCCUGAUGAGCUCAGGCAGAGGCGUCUGGAAGCAGCACCUAGGGACUGGCAGGCGUGCCGGGAGACGCGCACACCCGCCAUCCAGAGCUCCUGGCCCACCCGCCGAGAUGCUUCCCUCUGGCCUGGCGACGGUGAGGGGCCAGGCCCUGCCGGCUUUCCUGCUCUGCAGCACGCUACUGGUCAUCAAGAUGUAUGUGGUGGCCGUCAUCACCGGCCAAGUGAGGCUGCGGAAGAAGGCUUUUGCCAACCCCGAGGAUGCCUUGAGACAUGGAGGCCUUCAGUACUGCCGGAGUGACCCGGACGUGGAGCGCUGCCUCAGGGCCCACCGGAACGACAUGGAGACCAUCUACCCCUUCCUGUUCCUGGGCUUUGUCUACUCCUUCCUGGGCCCGGACCCCUUUGUCGCCCAGAUGCACUUCCUCGUCAUCUUCGUGGGCCGCAUGGUGCACACCGUGGCCUACCUGGGGAAGCUGCGGGCUCCCACCCGCUCCUUGGCCUACACCCUGGCCCAGCUCCCCUGCGUCUCCAUGGCCCUGCAGAUCCUCUGGGAAGCAGCCCGCCACCUCUGACCGGCAGCUACGCCUCCUCGGCUGCAAUAGCACGGCGGCUCGGCUGGACCUGGGGCACUCAAGAUUGUGGUUUCCUGGCAACCUGCUGAGCGGGUGGAUCCCUGAGGGCCUGUGUGUGUGCACAUUUGUGUGUGCCUGUGUGUGUGUGUGUGUGUGUGUGUGUAUGAGUUUUUCAGCUCUUCGGAUUCCUGGAUGAAGUGGUGGGUUGGAGACAUAUAGAGAGGGGCUGUCAAGCUUGAUAGAGCCUUAAAAGCAUCACGCUCUCUCCCUCUCUGAGGAGUGGGAGCAUGAGGGAGACUCAAGUUCAGCAUUCCUAAACCUAAUGGUCCUCAGGAUCCGGGGUUAAAAAUGCAAACUUCUCAGACCCACAGAGACUCUGGCUCAGGCGGUCCAGGAUGGGGCCUACAGAGGCCUGGACAUCUGUAUUUUCAAAAGGCUCCUCACGUGAAUCCGAGGGAUGGCCAGCCCGGUGCCCUCCAGAUGUAGGGCCCAGGACGGGCAGACUGUCCUGUGAUUUCUCUUAUGUGGGAGUUUAGUGAGCAAUGGGUGGGGUUACCCUCCCUGCUCCCUGUCCACACUUCCCUCCACCACUGCUCCACAUUCCUUUGCUCGGUCCUUCUCAGGUGUGGGUGGGAGGCAGCUUCUUCUUCCAGAAGGUUUCGUUGCUCCAGAGGGCUGCCCAUCAAGAACAAUGGACUCAAAUGACCAACGAGCAAAAGGAACUUUCUGGCUCCAUCCAUGUCUGUGAGGUUUGGAAGCUGCAAAUGCUCACGCCUUUGGGGAAUCUGUGGGGUUGGGGCAUGUGGGGAAGUGUCUUUCCUAGACUCUUGUCUAAGGUGAGUGGUAGUUUUUAAUCAUUAAAUCAGCCAACUGCCUCGCA